Messenger RNA from Paramecium octaurelia, 477 nucleotides. Lineage: Eukaryota; Ciliophora; Oligohymenophorea; Peniculida; Parameciidae. The record is from the annotation of a GenBank genome assembly.
AUGGAUCAAUUUGAGACAAUUGAAGGCAAGAUUCUAUACAUCACAUACAAUUUAUAUAAGUAAAAUCGCAUCUGUAUACAAUAAAAGAAUGAAAUAAAAGGUUGAUAAUUUUAAAAUAAUCAUUAGACAUGUUGAUUAGUAAAAAUCACCGUAUUGAAAAACUAUUAUUAGAACUAAGAGGAGAACACAAUCUAAGUUACAUCGAAAAUAGCCUUGAAACAAUUAAUGUAAGAUGCCUAAUUAAUAAUUAUUAUUUAGGAUCUAAGUCCUAGAGAUUUUGACGACAGCCUUAGUAAUUCAUAUAAAAAUAAAAGACCAAAGAGAUUUAAGUUCGUAAAAUCGAAUUUCCCAAGGAAUUUAGACCCAAAAGAAAUGAGAGCAAAUGAGGACACUGAUUCAUUGUCUCGAAAUUCUAAUUAAUAGUUUGAAUUUGAUUCAAGGAGACGUGUUUACUCUCUAGCUGCUGAUUCAUGUUGA